Molecule: messenger RNA, 99 nt
Organism: Arabidopsis lyrata subsp. lyrata
Lineage: Eukaryota; Viridiplantae; Streptophyta; Magnoliopsida; Brassicales; Brassicaceae
Exons: 1
Coding region: 1-99 (32 amino acids)
Source: RefSeq, a predicted model, not a curated record
AUGAAAGUGUCGUGCGAUCCUCUUUAUAAUGCUCCAGAGAGGAGCCACGGAGGCGGUGAGACACAUCCAAAACCUAGAGACUCAAGGAUCGUCUCUUGA